GAUCGCACAUAUUCCAUGAAGCGCGACCAAGGUGUAAAUAAGAUCUAGUACAACUCAUAUUGGGAAUACUUGAGGUGCUCAAUACGUGAAUGUUAAUGUGCGAUAAUAACUUGAACAUUGUAUAUUACGGAUUUAAGAGAUCGUGGCCUUGAUUUAGACCUAUAUUGGUGUUUAACAUAAACUCCAUAUGAAACGAUGGGUGUGAAGCGUUUUUUCUCCCAUCUAUGGGCAUUGAAGUCCAUAUGGAUCACUGUGAUUGCGUUCGGAUGGCCGUUGUUCUUCGCAAUCGACUACCCGCCAGAAUGUGAAAAGCAAUCCAAGUGCGCAUACGUGAUCAUCGUGAUGGCGGUGCUGUGGCUGACGGAAGCCAUACCGAUACCAGUCACGGCUCUUCUGCCCAUCUUCAUGUUCCCAAUGACCGGCGUCCUCUCCGCGUCAAUCACCAGUGCGUCUUACGUUACGGACACAACCAUGUUGUUUUUGGGCGGCCUCAUAAUCGCUGUGGCCUUGGAAGAGACAGGUCUCCACACUCGAAUUUCGCUAUGUGUCAUGAUGCUGGUGGGCGCGCAACCGAUCAUGUUGAUGUUAGGUUUGAUGACGACCACAGCGUUCUUGUCCAUGUGGAUCAGCAACACGGCUGCGGCGUCUAUGAUGAUCCCGAUCAUAAUGGCUGUGAGCAAAACUGUGAAGGACGUUCGAAUAAAAUCAGCACGGGCUGCGGCCUCUUCCAAUGGCCAAGCAAAUGAGGCUUUUCAGAUGGCAGGUACAGACAGUGACAAGGACGUUGUAAAGGACACAAGUCAUCAAAACCACACAGUUUCUACAGAAGAGCCGUCCAGUGAGGAGACUUCGGGUGACGAAUGCUUAUCGAAAGUCGAGAAGGUCGAGCUUGAUCGGCUGUCCAAGGGCCUGGCCCUGAGCGUGGCGUACGGAGCAAACAUCGGAGGCAUCGCCACGCUGACCGGAACUCCACCAAACCUUGUCCUCAAACAAAUCGCAGAUUCGUUCUACAACGAGUAUGGUCAAGGGGAGUCCCCGCUUUCAUUUGCAAAGUGGAUGGGGUUCGCUUUUCCGAUGGCCUUGAUAUGCCUCGUUUUGGCAUGGCUUUGGCUUUCGCUGGUGUUCCUUCGGCUCAGCUGCUUUCGAAAGAUGGACCCGGAAGCUAAAGUUGCAAUAAGUGGUGUAAUUCGAGAUCAGUUAAAAAAACUAGGUUGGAUAAGUUUGGCGGAGCUACAGAUGUUGAUAAUCUUCAUUCUUCUGGUAGUCCUGUGGUUGUUUCGAGAACCCCCGAACAUAAAAGGCUGGGGAAUCAUAUUUCCUACUGAUAAAAAAGGCAAAAGCUACUUGUCCGAUUCGACGCCAUGUAUUCUCCUGAGCGUUCUACUUUUCUUACUACCCAGUGAACGUCCAAAUGUAUUUGGUUGGUUCAAAGGAGGUACACCAGGCUAUAAGCCGUUAUUGAAAUGGUCGGUCGCUGUAGAGAAACUGCCGUGGGGUGUGAUUGUGCUCCUCGGAGGUGGCUUCGCUAUGGCUAACGCUAGCCAGGUUUCAGGUCUGUCCGAAUGGCUUGGACACAAACUGAAAUCUCUCGGGGGUCAGGAAACUUGGGUGAUGAAUCUAAUUAUUUCCCUGAUCGUCGCCACUGCAACGGAGGUCUCGAGCAACACGGCCACUGCACAGCUAUUGCUUCCCAUCCUGCUAAAUCUGUCAUUGACAAUCGGCGAAAAUCCCCUCUACCUGAUGAUAUCCUGUGCUGUGGCGUGCUCGUAUGCGUUCAUGUUGCCAGUAGCUACCCCUCCAAAUGCAAUCGUGUUCUCUACGGGGUUUCUAUCUAUUCCAGACAUGGCUUUGGUAGGGAUCCCGAUGAAUAUUAUUGGGAUUGCAUGUUUGACAUUGGCAAUCAAUACGUGGGGAAAGGAGAUGUUUGACCUGGGAGAGCUGCAACCUUUUCUACGUAAUGUGACAGCAAAAAACGACAGCUUGGUUGGACUUUGCAUCUGAUCAACAUUUAACAAAAACACGAAUGCAGAGGACGUGGGUGCUGCGUCCCUUCUUAUUAUAUCACCGAGGUUUAAUUGUCCUAAAUUGGAGAGAUGUCUCAACAGUAGAUUCGUACUUGAUACUUACAUAUCACAGAGCUUGAAUCAACGCAAACUUGACAAUGGAAUACUUAUUAAACUGAUGUGUUUGUUAGGCCACUCCAAAAUGAUCUGUUGGUCGUCGGAUUUGCCACACCUAUUUGUUCAAAAUGGAAAAAAAAUUAUUUGACCGCUCGCACUCAUUUUUUGUGUCCUUCAGUAACCAUAGCGCAUGUUUUUUAAAUUUGUGAAAAAAAAAAGAACGCGAUCUAGCAGAAACGAUUUUGACGCUGAAUGCGAAUGCCAAAUAUAGUGUUUCGUAACCUAUUUAAUCGAUAACUGCAGACAUUAAAAAAUUCGAUCGAGACGACAAGCAAAAAUGGCUUCCUGAGCGAGCAGUACAUGUUUCGCUGUCGUGACCGUUUUAACAAAUUGCGGUGAAAAGUUGCUGCAGCCAACCCUUAAAAUAUAAACACAUCUUGUACUUAUUUGAGAGUUUAGUUACGUUCGAACAGACAGACAGACAGAAUAUGUAGGCAAAUAUUUCCUUAACACAAUUUUAAGUGAACAAAAAUAAACAUAAAAUCAUUUAAUGUUGGCUCUAAAAAUUUCACAGGGACAAUGUUUUAUAAUUUUUAAAAAACAUGGUUGACGGAACAUGUUUAACAGCUAGUUAUUUCUAAUUGUAUAAAUUUAUUUCAGAAAAAUUACAGUACCGUACUAGCCAUCGAUAUGCCCCUUUUCAAAUAAGGUAGAGACAUUGGAUUAUAUGCAUGGCCUUUGUCCGACUGUCUGUCAUUAUCAUUUUGAUGAUUGUCCCUCUUCAAGUGCUAUUGCAACAUGGUAUACCUUUUCACAGCUUGCAACAUGGUAUACCUUUUCACAGCUUUCACUGUUUAAAACAGCAGUAGGUAGACAUUGGUCCCUCACUUCAAUGAUAUGGUUACAUGUAUAUUUCGUGGUCAAAGGUCAUAUGCAACUUACUCCUAUAAAUAUGAGGUCGAUAUAUAUUUUUUGUAUAAGAAUUGAUUUAAAUGUAAAAUAUAGCUGUUUAAACCUGUAUCUCUUGAUAAUGCAAUAUUUUUCUAUCGAAAUGUGAUUUUUUUAUUCUUCGCUCUUCGCUCGCUCGAGAAUUUUCCUGUUUUAAAAAAAAAUCGCUCGCCUCUUCAACUUUUUUACAAAAGAAUCCGUAGACCAACACAUAAAUUUGGAGUGGCCUUAUGUGUUAUUUUAAAUAUGCUUCAGUUCGUGCUUUUUAUUACGGGACCCAUACGCAUGAUUACGAAUAUGAGAGAUGUACUAACGUUAUUUAAAAUGCACAUACUUGUAUUUAUAAAUAUUUGUUGUUUCUUUAUAUAAUGUACAUUACCAUAAACAUAAAUUGGACUUUUUAUAAUCGUUUAAGUUUUCCUAAGAUAUGUUUAAUCAGAUAUUGUGUUGAAAGUAGCAUUAUAAUAGAAUGUGCUGUUCAUAAGUGUAAUAAAAUGAACGCAAAACAAA
Messenger RNA from Dreissena polymorpha, 3578 nucleotides. RefSeq names its product Na(+)/citrate cotransporter-like. Bases 196 to 2001 code for a protein of 601 amino acids. NCBI's taxonomy places the organism in Eukaryota, Metazoa, Mollusca, Bivalvia, Myida, Dreissenidae. Gene Ontology annotation, cellular component: membrane. The transcript has 15 exons. The record is from RefSeq and is a predicted model, not a curated record. Gene Ontology annotation, molecular function: transmembrane transporter activity. Gene Ontology annotation, biological process: monoatomic anion transmembrane transport.